Messenger RNA from Leptosia nina, 2097 nucleotides. The record is from the annotation of a GenBank genome assembly. Lineage: Eukaryota; Metazoa; Arthropoda; Insecta; Lepidoptera; Pieridae.
AUGGCUAAGAAAAAAGGUGACGAAAAAGUAAACCAGACUAUACAUAGUGAUAAUGAAGAACAGAAUUUUGACGAGGAACCCAAUUUUGAUGAUUCCGAAGGUUUCGUCGAUGAUAUCCAGGAUGAAGAGUUAUUGGCCGACUUGUUAGAGCAAAAGCCGAAAGAAUCAGACGGUUACGAAAAUGUAAUUGUGGUAGAUGGGUGCCCACAAGUUGGCCCAGAACGUCUCGAGAAGCUGCAAAGCGUAAUAAAUAAGAUCUUUGGCAAGUUUGGUACUAUUGUAAAUGAAUACUACCCGACCACCGAGAACGGUUUAACCACUGGAUAUAUAUUUCUCGAGUACAGUAAUCCACAAAAUGCAGCUGAGGCUGUUACUGCUACAAAUAAUUGUAAAUUGGAUAAACAGCAUACAUUCUUAGUUAAUCUGUUUACUGAUUUCAAAAAAUAUGAAAAUAUCCCCGCUGAGUGGGAACCACCAGCACCCCAGCCUUUCAAGGUACAAUCAGAUCUGCAAUGGUAUCUGAUGGAUCCAGAUGCAUAUGACCAGUUUCUUGUGGGCAUUGGUACUGGUGUUGGGCUACAGGUGUGGCAGAAUGCACUGCCAGAGCCUACACUUUUACAAGAAAGACCGAACUGGACAGAAACCUAUGCUGUGUGGUCACCAUUGGGUACUUACUUAGCUACGUUCCACUGGCGAGGUGUUGCUUUGUGGGCUGGACCCAAGUUUACGCAGUUCCAAAAGUUCUACCACCCGGAGGCACGUUUUAUCUCAUUUUCACCUUGUGAAAACUAUAUUGUGACAUUCUCCCCUGCUGGGGACCGGGGUGAUGACAAGAAGUUGAUUAUUUGGGAUAUUCGCACUGGACAGGAAAAGCGUAGUUUCCCACCCCCAGAUGAAUAUGUUACUUGGCCUAUAUUUCGCUGGAGCAAGGAUGAUCGCUUUUUCGCGCGACUUGGUACCGAUGUAUUAUCUGUGUAUGAGACCCCUGGGUUUGGGUUGCUUGACAAGAAGUCUAUAAAGAUCCCUGGUAUUCGAGACUUCUGUUGGUCACCUACAGAUAAUGUUUUGGCAUAUUGGGUAGCAGAAGAGAAAGAUGUACCAGCAAGAGUUACUUUGUUGGAGAUACCUAACCGUGCUGAGACACGCUCCAAAAAUUUGUUUUCAGUGGCAGAUUGUAAGAUCCACUGGCAAAAGAGUGGUGACUAUCUUUGUGUUAAGGUGGAUCGUUACUCAAAACUGAAGAAAGACAAAAAUGAAUUAAAGUACUCUGGCAUGUACUACAAUUUUGAAAUUUUCCACAUGCGCGAGAAGGAAGUACCAGUAGAUAGUGUGGAAAUAAAAGAACCAAUCCAAGCAUUUGCAUGGGAGCCAGUUGGUAGCAAAUUUGCCAUUAUACACGGUGACCAAGCAAAUGUUCAAGUUAGCUUUUAUCAAGUAAACACUGGACAAGCACCAACAUUGUUAAAGAAACUGGCUGGUUCUUUCAACCACGUUUUUUGGUCACCACAGGGUCAGUUUGUGGUGUUGGCUAAUUUCGGACUCACUGGAGGGGCAUUGGAGUUCCUCGAUACCAAUGACUUUACCAUUAUGAAUGUUGCCGAUCAUUAUCAAAUGUCGGGUAUCGAAUGGGAUCCCACUGGUCGUUACGUCGUCACAGGUGUCUCGUCCCUUAAAUGUAAGAUGGACUGCGGUUACUACAUUUGGUCCUUCCAAGGAAAAAUAUUACGCCGUGUUAUGAAAGAAGGCUUUGCGCAAUUCCACUGGCGGCCGCGUCCACCUACGCUGCUCUCCGAAAAGCAACAAAAGGACAUUAAGAAGAACCUUAAGAAAUACUACCCACAGUUCGAGUCUAAGGACCGUAUGCGAAGCACAAAAGCGAGCAAAGAACUCGUGGCUAAACGCACAGAGCAGAUGAAGAGGCACCGUGAGUACCGGGAAACCAAGCAACGCGAGUGGGCGGACCAGCGUGCACGCAGGCUGGAACUUCGUGGCUACGUAGACACCGACGCAGACACGGCCGCCGCGGCCGGCGACGGCAACGCCGUAGAGGAAGUCGUCGAGUUCUUUGUCAAAGAGGAGCAGACCGUCAUCGAUUAG